This is a messenger RNA of Mauremys reevesii (Reeves's turtle), 768 nucleotides long. Its product is annotated as C-type lectin domain family 2 member D-like. The record is from RefSeq and is a predicted model, not a curated record. NCBI's taxonomy places the organism in Eukaryota, Metazoa, Chordata, Testudines, Geoemydidae. The transcript is spliced from 4 exons. The coding region runs from base 100 to 576 and encodes 158 amino acids.
UUAACAGGUUUUGAUCUUCCAGGUCAUCCAGCUAAUUCCAGCUCCAGGAAACCUGCAGUAUGGGAUCAUCCAGCUGCCCUCAGAGCCAUAAUCGUGGUGAUGACGACCGUCAUCAUCGCUCUAGUAGCAGCUUUGAUAGUGGUAACAUCUAAGCAGCCUCCUCCAUGGCCCCCUGCUGCCUCCUGGUGCCCGGACGGCUGGAUCCGGAUCCAAGGGAAAUGUUACUAUUUUUCUAAGGCUGAGGAGAACUGGACCUACAGCCAGAGCUUCUGCUCGUCACACGGUGCCUCCCUGGCAGGGAUUGAGAGUCCGCAGGAGCUGGGUUCCCUGCUGCCAUAUGAAGGCAGACUGGACCACUGGAUCGGCCUCCGGAAGGACACGGGCCAGGUCUGGAAAUGGGCCGACGGGACCGAGUUUGACCGUCGGUUUGAAAUACAAGGAGGAGCAGACUGUGUGUGCCUGGAUGAAGACCUCACUGUCACCACGUCAAGCUGCAGCACACCAAGAAAAUGGAUCUGCAGUAAACCUGAUACCCCUGCGAAGGGAGAGGAGGGAGCAGUGGGAGGGGAUUCAUGAACUCAAGGGAAUUGGAGACCAGCUGUGACAAAGCCUGGUUCUAGUCCCCUCCAUGCUGCAGCCUGGUUCCCUGUUUCUUAGCCUGUCUCCAGGGUUUGUCCUGUCCUAGUCAUCAAUUACCCUAAUGCUGGGUGCCCAGACAGCAAAUGUGAAAAAUCGGGAUGGGGGUGGAGGGUAAUAGAAGCCUAUAUA